Molecule: messenger RNA, 2136 nt
Organism: Pieris macdunnoughi
Lineage: Eukaryota; Metazoa; Arthropoda; Insecta; Lepidoptera; Pieridae
Source: the annotation of a GenBank genome assembly
AUGGAAUUAAAGCAGGUGAUAAGGAAAGUCACCCGUCUUAGUGGGUUAAACUACGCGCUAGCCGGUCUAAGACCUUGGUGGUGGCAUGCAAGUAAUGUGGUCCUACAUGCGGCUUGCAGCGCGCUCGUCGCUCGUACGUGCGUUACCAUAGCGCGAUUGCAGCGGCCGUUUGCCGCACUAGCUGCUUUACUAUUCGCUGUACAUCCUAUACAUACAGAAGCGGUAGCAGGUGUGGUUGGCAGAGCAGAUGUACUUGCCUGUAUCUUCUUUCUAUCAUCUUUAUUAGUAUAUCAUAGACCGACUAGUAGCAAGAAAAGUGUGUGCUUAAGUGUGGUUCUGGGAGCUCUAAGUAUGCUGGCUAAGGAGACAGGUGUAACAAUAUUACUUCUCAACCUGGCUAUUGACUUCUACAGGUGCUGGCCUUUCGUAAAGAGGUCAAUAUUCUCGAUGAAAAUAGAAAAGAAGUGUGCAGGACUUUCAAUAAGAACAAUUAAAGUCGUCGUGUCCCUCGCAUUGCUGAUCAGCGUUCGUCUCGCUCUGUUGCACGGGACAUGGCCUGUUUUCUCGCCCCAAGACAAUCCUACGGCGUUCCACCCGAGUUUCUUUGUACGACUGAUGACAUUCUGCUACCUGGCUGCCUUCAAUUGGUGGCUCCUUCUGUGUCCCUGGACGCUGAGUCAUGAUUGGCAGAUGGGCUCUGUGCCUCUCAUCACCAGCAGCUGGGAUCCUCGGAACCUGCUUACUUGUGCUGCAUUGGGCACUCUUCUUCUACUCUGUUAUCGGUGCUUUACAGAUAUGGAGGUACAAAGGCACUGUCCAGUCUUCGUGGGUCUUCUUUUUCUGGUCAUACCUUUCUUGCCUGCCAGUAACUUGUUGGUCACCGUUGGAUUUGUCAUCGCAGAACGUGUUCUUUACAUACCAAGUGUUGGAAGUGUAAUAAUAACUGCGUACGGUGUCCAGCUGAUGUGGUAUUCAAAGCCGGGAUCAAAAGUGUUUCUGGUUGUCGGUCUGGUGGUACUGGCUGCUAGUGGGGUGGCCAGGACACACAGACGUAAUGCGGACUGGCGCGACAGGGCCACAUUAUUACGCGCGGACGUUGCAAACCUGCCACAGAAUGCCAAACUUCACUACAACUUGGCAAACUUUCUACGUGAAACAGAGCAGCCCGACUACGCCAUCAAGCAUUAUAAGGAGGCUUUGAGGUUGUGGCCAACAUACGCAAGCGCCCACAACAACAUUGGAACAUUGGUGUCGGGCACAGACAAUGCAGAGCACCAUUUUCUACAAGCGAUACGAUACAACAAACAACAUGUCAACGCUCAUUACAACUUGGGAAAGCUUUACAAGAAAACAGGUCGUAUGGAGCAAGCAAUAAGAAUGUUGGAACGGUGUAUCACGUUGCAACCUCGAUUUGUUCAAGCUCAUGUUGAACUGAUGUCGUUGAAACCAGAAACAGAAAAAUUGAGCAUUUUGAGAAGACUGGUAGAGUUAGAGCCUAAUAACUGGGAACAUUAUAUUUUGUAUGGAAAUUGGCUCAAGAAUAAAGGUCUACUAGGUCCAGCAUCCAAGUACUAUUUAGAAGCAACAAGAGUUAGUAUCCGUUCGAAGUCAUUACAACGCGCCGUGCGGGCUGACCUCAUCUCCUUAAGAUCAACUGCACUGGUGUAUCGAGCUUUAGGACAGAAGUCUAGAAUUUUACAGCUUUUGACACGAUGGCACACAUGGCGAAGAGGGUGGCCUAGUAGCGCUGCCGCCCAUAUGUAUUGGAGAGAUUGGAGGCUAAAGAUGGAACUGGAGGGGAGAGUUCAGAUCUAUUCCAAAGCUGUGAAUCCUACCAAAUCAAAAACUUGCUUUGACCACAAGCACCUGGUAGUUGAAGCGGUUAAAGAGGACAUCCCCCUUAAAACCAAGAACAAAGUUAAGAAACAAUUAAGUGAUUGUGAAAAUGUUAACUGUGCGUGCACUUCUUGUAAUAAGAAAAACCUAUAUCUAUCAACUCAAAUAAAGAAUACGCACAACAAAUCCGAAAUCGGACUAAAAGAUAAAAAAUGCAGACACAGAAAGGAAAAUAAAGACAGCGAUCUUAUGCCGAAAUUGGGUGCAUUGACUGAACAUAUUCUAAUGAAAACUUUUUAA